Molecule: messenger RNA, 2543 nt
Organism: Drosophila serrata
Lineage: Eukaryota; Metazoa; Arthropoda; Insecta; Diptera; Drosophilidae
Biological process (GO): cell differentiation; multicellular organism development
Cellular component (GO): extracellular region
Molecular function (GO): protein binding
Source: RefSeq, a predicted model, not a curated record
CCAUAUAAAAGGUGCGGUCGCAUCUCGAAUUGCAUUGAGUUUCGGUGUCUCAGAACUGCAAGAACAUGGCCGAACGACAAAUGAUGCUCCUCAGCAUUGGAUUACUUUCCCACCUGCUGAUGGCCACUGCUGCCGGUGUGCCCUGCUCCGAUGACGAUGUUCCGGUAUGCGCCCAAAGUCGGCAAAGUGGAAUGCAUUUCCUGUUUGGCAACGAGUGUGACUUGAGGAAGGCCCAGAGAGGCAGCCUCAUGGAUGGCCCUCUGUAUGAUGUUCCCCUUCGCUUCUGCCUUCCCAAUUGCGAUUUCGAUUGCAGUGCAAGAUACCAGCCCGUGUGCGGGAUCAGCUCCCGGACAGGUGAACGCAGGACCUUCAGGAGCCGCUGUGAAUUGCUGCGAGCAUCGUGUCUCUCCAGAUCGGACUGGUUGCUGCAGCAUUGGGGAGUGUGUCCCAGACACAACACAGUGCCUUUGGUUAGCCAGAAGCCCUCGUCUCGACCCAAACCUCGUGCUCAGCCUGAGGCACAGCACCAACCUAAGCCCGUACCAUGCACCAAGGUCUAUCGUCCAGUGUGUGCCAUGUAUGCAGGUGUCAAGUCCACCUUUUCCAACGAGUGCUUGGUGAAUGCGGAGAACAUCAAGACUCAGAGGAAUUGGCGCAUCGUUUCCGAGGGGCUUUGUGGCGAGGACAGCACCAAAAUGAAGCACAGCCGCAAGUUCAAGCCGAAAGCCAAACCAAAGCUGGAUGCAGACCGCACGAAGAGGAGUCACGGAAAGACCACUCAGGCGGAAGACUUCCAGAUACCUGAGGACGCCGUGGAAAUCUACGCACCCUCCACCUUUCACACGGAGUUCAUCAGCCAGACGGGCGCCAUGGUGAAGAGCUAUUCCCUGCCCGCUCGCAAACCAUAUGUGGUUGCUCCUCCAAAGAAGAAGUCAAAAGUGCACGGCACAGCCAAGAGUUGUGUCUUUGGAAACGAACCUAUCUGCGGGAGCUUCAAGGCCGAAAGCCGCACCUUUGCCAGUGUCUGCGAGCUGAUGGAGUACAGCCAGAAGGUCGGAAACGCUUGGACAAUUUCUCACGAAGGAGCCUGUCGUCAAUGCGACAAGCCCUGUCCGACGGUGUAUCAACCAAUUUGUGCGACCCGCAAUGGCAUCCACCACACGAUCAUCAAUGAGUGCUACCUGGAGCGAGCGCGAUGCAAAGAUCCCGUCAGUGCCUGGAAGUUCUCCUACAAGGGCGAGUGCCAAAAGUCAGCUGGAGCGGCAACCAAGACAGCGUCUGUCUAUAAGAGUCGCAACUCGCCGCUAAUUCCACGCGUUCUAUACGGAAUUCAAAGGAGGACAACUACCGCAGCACCAGAGGUGCACAUUAGGAGAGCUGGUAUAAAGCCCACAACUAAGGCUCCCAAAUCGAUGAAAGCCUUCGAGACUACGCAUCCGCCAUCCUUGGAAGCUAAUAACCGGAAGAUACGCAAGAUAGAUAUGGCAUCAGCGGGAUUUAAUGAUUUGAAGGAGUCAAGCGGAACCAGCAGGAUGAAAUACGUGCCCUCUAGCGAAGAAGCCUCUUGGUCUACCAAUGACAACUGGCUCGUACAAAAAACUCUGGAUAAUGUCAAGGGUAUCUUCAGCAAGAAGCCUGCGUCCUUCAAAACGGCAUCUCAGUAUCAGUGGACCAACACGAGGACAACCACAACCACAACUUCUCCCCUGCCUGCCAAAGUACCAGCUAUUCAGGCUCUUGACUCUACAGAACUAUUAAACUUGGACAUUGAAAACGCUGCUCAUGGCAGUGAAGACUCGGAACCCGAACUAUUCUUCAUGCUGACCACCAAAGGGGCUACCAAAUCGACCACUCCUAUGCCCAGCUCCACAGCACUGCCAAGGGAAGCCACCAAUGCGACAAUUUCUGACAUAGAGACCAAGGUGCCAAAGAUUCUGAGCCUUGCCUCCACGGAGCUACUAAACUUGGAUAUUGGUAAUUCUGCAAAUGCCUACGAUGAUGCUGCUCCCGAGCUGCUGUUUAUGCUGGGCACAGACAUGAGCUCAACCACACCUGUGCCAAGCACCACGGCACCGCCUAGCAGCACCCAGUCCUGGGCUACUGAGCUGCCAACAAGCUUGGGACCCUCUUCAUCUAUGGAGGAAUCAUCCAGCAGGGGCUCUACCAUCGACCUAGAUGAGACCACAGCUUCACCAACCAGUGAAUCCAUCGACUCAUCCACCAGUAGCAGCGCUCUGUAUUCCACGACCGAGGCCGAGGAGAUGCACAGUCAAACCACCGGCAGUGAACCACCAACAACGUUUGCUGCCGACGAACUGCAAACAACCACUCAGAACGCUGACUACACGGCGGAUGAGUCAUUUUCUGAGUCUACUGGUCAGACCUCCAUCUACGGCCUGGACAAGAACUCGCUGAUUAUGCGUUUGCUACGCGCCAGAAGUAACAAAAACGUUCUUAUCUAGAUAGUUAUAUUGUUUAAGAACUAGACCUAAGCUGUUGAUUUCGUUUACUAAGAACAAAUAAUUAAUUACAAUUAAUAUGAA